GGGAGGAAGGAGGAAGAGCGCCGGCGCCAUCUUGUUUGUUUUAGCUGGUGAAUCCGUCGCUGGGAGGAGGGGUCGUCAAAAGUACCUCGGCCGCCAAAAAGGAAAAGAUAACAGGAGUUACAUAGGUUUGGCGUCUCCCACCUCGCUGUGAGAACGAGCUGGGACAAUGUUCUACGCCCACUUUGUUCUAAGCAAGCGUGGGCCGCUGGCCAAAAUCUGGCUGGCGGCCCACUGGGAUAAGAAGCUGACCAAGGCGCAUGUGUUUGAGUGCAACCUAGAGAGCAGUGUGGAGAGUAUCAUCUCCCCCAAGGUGAAGAUGGCCUUGCGGACCUCCGGUCAUCUGCUUCUCGGAGUGGUCAGGAUCUACCACAGGAAGGCCAAGUACCUGUUGGCUGACUGCAAUGAGGCUUUCAUCAAGAUCAAGAUGGCCUUCCGUCCUGGUGUGGUGGAUCUUCCAGAGGAGAACCGUGAGGCUGCCUACAAUGCCAUCACCCUGCCAGAGGAGUUCCACGACUUCGAUCAGCCGCUGCCAGAUCUCGAUGAUAUUGACGUUGCGCAGCAGUUCACCUUAAACCAGAGUCGUGUGGAGGAGAUCACCAUGAGGGAGGAGGUGGGCAACCCCAGCCUCCUGCAGGAGAACGACUUCGCUGACUUUGGGAUGGACGACCGUGAGAUGAUGCGCGAGGAGAGCGCCUUCGAGGUGGACAUCAUCCAUGGUGCCUCUGCCUCUAACCUGCUGCUGGAGCCUGAGGCUGGCGCGGGCCAGAUGGCAGAGAAGUCCAACCACCUAGAGUACGACCAGUACAAGGACGACUUUGGGGACAAUGCCAUGGGCAGCAGUGAGGGAGGCAUGCUGGUGGACAAGCUACUCAGUAAUGAAGAUGGAGGCGGCAUUUUUGACGACCCCCCGGCCAUCACUGAGAGUGUGUUGAUGCCCCCAGACCAUGGCGAUGACGACGAUGACUUUGAUAACCUGUCCCCUGGGGGUCCGGACAGCCCAGACUCGGGCCCUGUGGAGUCCAUGCCCACGAUGACGGACCAGACAGAGCAAACCACCCUGGUGCCCAACGAGGAGGAGGCCUUUGCUCUGGAGCCCAUCGACAUCACAGUGAAGGAAACCAAGGCGAAGAGGAAGAGGAAGCUGAUUGUGGACAGCGUGAAAGAGCUGGACAGCAAGACGAUCCGGGCGCAGCUGAGCGACUACUCUGACAUUGUCACCACGCUCGACCUGGCCCCGCCCACCAAGAAGUUGAUGAUGUGGAAGGAGACUGGGGGCGUGGAGAAGCUCUUCUCCCUGCCUGCCCAGCCCCUGUGGAACAGCAGGCUGCUCAAGAUGUUUACACGCUGCCUGACCCCACUGGUGCCGGAUGAGCUGCGUAAGAGGAGGAAGGGAGGUGAAGCUGACAGCCUGGACGAGUUCCUGAAGGAGCUGGAGAACCCUGAGGUGCCCAGGGAGGAGGUGUUGUCCCAGCAGAGGGACAUCAUUGACCAGACCAUCCUGGAGGAGCCCAGCGUCCUGCAGGCGUCGACCAUGGAGGGCAGCAGGACCCUGGAGGAGUCCGUCAUGCCACCCCCCUCCUCCCAGCGUGGCGUCAAGCGCAAGGUCCAGGACACGGAACCAGCCCUGCCUAUGGGUGCUCUGGAUCAGUCUGACCGUGCAUCCAUAGUGUCUGGGCUAGACAUGCCUCCGGUGGACCUGCCCCCAGAGGAGACGGCUAGCCUCAACCAGCUCAUCCCAGAGCUCGACCUGCUGGGAGACAAGGGCAAAGGGAAGGAGAAGGAGAAGGAUGACGAGGAGGAGGAGGAGGAGGAAGAGGGUCAGAGCGGAGACCAGGACCAGGAGGAAAGGAGAUGGAACAAGAGAACACAGCAGAUGCUCCACGGCCUUCAGAGGGUGAUGGCGAAGACGGGGGCGGAGUCCAUCAGCCUGCUGGACCUCUGCAGGAGCAACAACAAGAAGCAGGCAGCCGCCAAGUUUUACAGCUUCUUGGUGCUGAAGAAGCAGCAGGCCAUCGAGCUGUCCCAGGCCGAGCCCUACAGCGACAUCAUUGCCACCCCCGGCCCACGCUUCCAGAUCGUAUAGACCCUGCGCUCUCUCUUGUCUGGUGGAACCACACUGGCACGUUUUAUUCUUUAAUAAUUUGUUUGUAUAUGACGUGUUAUUUGUUCUGUUUUGUGUAUUUUUUUAAUAAUUUGUGGUACAUGUCAUUUUGGGGAUAUUUGGAAAGAAGGAUGGGUUUUUAUAAGGUUGAUUAACAUCAUAGCUUUUUUUUUUUUUUUUUUU
This is a messenger RNA of Megalops cyprinoides (Indo-Pacific tarpon), 2284 nucleotides long. RefSeq names its product RAD21 cohesin complex component b (gene rad21b). The transcript is spliced from 14 exons. Bases 167 to 2083 code for a protein of 638 amino acids. The record is from RefSeq and is a predicted model, not a curated record. Gene Ontology annotation, molecular function: protein binding; chromatin binding. Gene Ontology annotation, cellular component: synaptonemal complex; cohesin complex. NCBI's taxonomy places the organism in Eukaryota, Metazoa, Chordata, Actinopteri, Elopiformes, Megalopidae. Gene Ontology annotation, biological process: mitotic sister chromatid cohesion; replication-born double-strand break repair via sister chromatid exchange; synaptonemal complex assembly.